Naegleria lovaniensis is the source of this 1122-nucleotide messenger RNA. RefSeq lists its product as uncharacterized. The record is from RefSeq and is a predicted model, not a curated record. NCBI's taxonomy places the organism in Eukaryota, Heterolobosea, Eutetramitea, Acrasida, Naegleriidae. The transcript is spliced from 4 exons. The coding region runs from base 1 to 1122 and encodes 373 amino acids.
AUGUUGAACCCGAAUCUCGAGUCGGAACAAGUGAUUGAUCAAUUUCUCACGACCAAGCACGGAAAAACUCGAUACAUUUUGAAUGGCACUAAUCUCUCAGCACCUACCGAUCAUUUGAUUGUUUUUGUUUGUGGAAUAUCUUCUCACUCCUAUUCUUUUCAUUUUCUUGUGAAAGCGCUCAUGAAACAAUACGAGUCGUUACGAUCAUCACAACAAAAUAUUAAAUAUUUACGAUAUGAUAAAUAUGGAAGAGGAAAAUCAUCCAAUCCAUUGGAUAUUCUUCAUGAUGGUGAUUUGUUUGUGGAGCAAUUGUAUGAAUUGAUUGAUGGAGUUGAAUUGAAACCAAGACGUGUUGAACAACAAAAUAAUUCAUCAAUAACAUUAAAACCAAGAAUAACAAUCAUUGGAUUCAGUAUGGGAGGAGCUAUUGCAACUCUUUUUGCUUCCAAACAUUCCGAUUUAGUGGACGACUUGAUUUUGUUUUCUCCUGCAGGAGCUAAAUGGAAAUUGCCUUUUGGAAGCUCACUAGUGAAAGUUUCAUGGUUAGGGAGUGUAGUUUACGGAGCAAUUCAUAAUGCGUCAACGACAGAACAAAAAAUUAGUACCGGUCUUUUUAAUCUAAAUGACGAAUUAGUGAAAGAGAGAGUGAAAUUUGCUGUUGAAAUGAAAGAAAAAGAGGACGAAUCAAGUUCACAAAUUAGUAGUUUUGUCAACUCCUUCACUAACUUCCCACUAACUGCUAUUGAGGACAAAAUUCAACAUGUUGGUACCAAAUCUCACAUGAAAAUUAUGGUGAUUUGGGCUCUGUUUGAUGUCACAGUACCUGGCGAUGAAUGCCUUUCUACAUAUUUUACUUUACUUGGAGAGCAUCCAAAAUCAAGAUUUGCAAUUAUGAACAAUACAAGACACAUGUUUUAUAUGGAGAGAGAGGAAGAUACUGCAAAAUUAAUCUACAACUUUUUGAAUGAUUCAAAUGACGACGGGGAUGUUUUCGAACGUUCCUCACGAGCUUUACAAAACAUUCAACAACAAUCAGCAAAUGAAAAACUGAUGACAAGUAGUGACAAGAUCAAGCUGACUUAUUUCACAGAGCAUCCAGUUUUUAAAAAGUUUAUCAUCUAG